This is a messenger RNA of Prunus armeniaca (apricot), 276 nucleotides long. The record is from the annotation of a GenBank genome assembly. NCBI's taxonomy places the organism in Eukaryota, Viridiplantae, Streptophyta, Magnoliopsida, Rosales, Rosaceae.
AUGUUCAACAACAAAGUCACACUGGCAGAGACAAUUGAAGCUACCAGACAAUUCGACGAAGAAAAUGUGCUCAGCAUAACAAGAUAUGGGUUGGUCUUCAAGGCUUGUUAUGCUGAUGGUAUGGUGUUAUCAGUCCGCCGCUUCCCAGAUGGAGCACUCAAUGAAAACUUGUUCAGAAAAGAAGCUGAAGAAGAGGCUGCCUCAUUUUCUUCAUCUGGUGCACCUUCACCCACCAACCCAUCAACAAAUUUCCAAAAAUUAAACAAACACAAAUAA